AUGGAAAACUGGCAUCACGUGGGUACCAAGGAUAACCCCUCUGACUUGGUCUCCAGAGGCUUCGAUCUACUAGCGCUAGCCGCUAGCGAGUUAUGGUUCCAUAACGGUAUUCUGCAUGUAGGAGGCCUCAUUAGUCAAUCUGAUUUGCCUUCUCAUAGGAAGUCUCCCAUGUUAUUACCAGCUCGUCAUCAUGUAACAGAUUUCAUUCUCAGGUACGAGCACCUGCGGCUGCUGCACGCUGGACUACAGAUGACGCUGAGCAUCGUGAGGAGUCGCUUCUGGUCGGUGCAGGCGCCUAAUAGAUUUAGACGAGGUAAGUGUACGGAGCUUCUCAGUGAUAACGCCACCACGUUCAAGGGCGCAGAGAAGGAGCUUCACGGUCUCUAUAAGGUGCUGAAGCGUAAUCCCGAAUAA
Messenger RNA from Parnassius apollo (apollo), 414 nucleotides. NCBI's taxonomy places the organism in Eukaryota, Metazoa, Arthropoda, Insecta, Lepidoptera, Papilionidae. The record is from the annotation of a GenBank genome assembly.